UCUCGUUCGCCAAAAAAUGGAAACGAAGAGCGACGACCGGUAUUAAUUAGAUCGCCUCGGCUCUCGCAGAUCGCCUCUCCGUAUUCGUCUUCUCUCGCAGAACGCCUACGCCUCGCGAUAAUCCGAAACUUCGCUUUGCAUCUGCAGGUUUUCGUUGGCGAUGUCGACGGGAAGCUCGCAUUGACUAGCGAUUCUUGUCGCUCUUUGGCGAUUGUGGAAGCUUAGGAAGGUGUAUACUUUAGAAAUUCUAUGGAAGGAGUUGGGGGUGAUGGUGCCGCAACCGUGGCACCUCUGGCCAAGUGGAGAAACGAUUUCUCGAGGGUGUUUCAAUACUAUCUGGAUCGAUCAACCCCUCACCCGGUGCAGCGGUGGCUGGGAACUCUUGCUGCUGCUUUGAUUUACAUGUUGAGAGUUUACUAUGUUCAGGGGUUUUACAUUGUCUCGUAUGGUCUCGGAAUCUAUAUCUUGAACUUGUUGAUCGGGUUCCUUUCGCCAAAGGUUGAUCCGGAGGUAGAAGUGCUGGACGGGGCUUCGUUGCCGACGAAAGGAUCAGAUGAGUUUAAGCCUUUCAUUCGCCGCCUUCCUGAAUUCAAGUUCUGGUAUGCAAUCACAAAAGCUUUCUGCGUGGCUUUUCUGAUGACCUUCUUUUCAGUAUUUGACGUUCCUGUGUUCUGGCCAAUAUUGCUCUGCUACUGGUUUGUACUCUUUGUCCUCACGAUGAAGCGCCAAAUUAUGCACAUGAUUAAGUACAAAUAUGUGCCGUUCAGCAUUGGAAAACAGAGGUAUAAGGGAAAGAAGACAGGUGCAAGUAGCAGUAGCUCAAUUAGGGACUGAAUCCCUCGCCAAAUCUGUUAUUAGGAAGCGAGAAGCUGAGGAAAUAAUCAAAGACUGAUGGCAUCAAUACUCAUGCUUCUUUCCUUUUUCUCAACCAGUCCAAACGUAGUUAAAGGCUUCUCAUAUUAUCCUCUGAUGUUACACCUGUUCUCGUUAUUGGCGGUGGUAACUCGCAUCUCUUAGUAUUCUUUUCUUUAGAUAGUCUUAAUGGACUGCCAACUACCUUUUUCUUCCUUUGUAUCUUAGACAGAUUUCUGGGUGACAAAGAUUGACUACUUGUUCUUUUGUCAUAGAAAUGUAGCUGAUGAUGAUUGACUACUGGUUCUUUUCU
Molecule: messenger RNA, 1165 nt
Organism: Rhodamnia argentea
Lineage: Eukaryota; Viridiplantae; Streptophyta; Magnoliopsida; Myrtales; Myrtaceae
Product: protein RER1B-like
Exons: 5
Coding region: 250-834 (194 amino acids)
Biological process (GO): retrograde vesicle-mediated transport, Golgi to endoplasmic reticulum; protein retention in ER lumen
Cellular component (GO): Golgi membrane
Source: RefSeq, a predicted model, not a curated record